UGUGUCUGUGAAGGACGAUGGCAUCUGGUGAGGAACAGCUGAAACACAACCAAGUCCAGAAGAGCAGUGUUCACACUGGAGUCAGUGCUCAGACAGGAGGAACUGUAAAUGCUCCUGUACUCACUGGAAACAUCUUUACAGGCUCAGUGACCGUCAUCGGCAGCACUGCAGGACACGAGCCACAAAAAGUCCCAGAGACGGCAGAAAAAGACACCGAAAAACAAGCAGAUUUGAUUCUGAAAAACUUCUUGCAAACUCACAAAUCCAACCUAAAGAAGAAAGCAGAACGUAUUUUUGAGGGCAAAGAAGAAGCAGAUUUCCAGGUUGUUUACACAGAGCUCUUCAUCACAGAGGGAGAUAUGAAAGAGGUUCAUCAGGAACAUGAGAUUCUGAAGAUUGAUGAUGCUUUCAACAAGAACAAACAAACACAGGACAAACCAAUCCAAUGCAAUGAUAUAUUUACAUUAUUAAGAGACAAGGAGAAGAUUGUGCUGACCAAGGGAGUCGCUGGCAUUGGAAAAACUGUCUCUGUGCACAAGUUCAUCCUGGACUGGGCAGAAGGAGAAGCCAAUCAGGAUAUACACUGUGUGUUCCUGCUUCCAUUCAGAGAGAUUAACUUUAUGACCAAUAAAGAUUUCAGUCUCCACAAACUUCUGCUGGAAUUUUAUCCUGAACUGGAGGGCCUGGAGAAAACCAACUUAUAUGAGAAAUGCAAACUAGUGUUUAUAUUUGAUGGACUGGAUGAGAGUCGCCUGGCUUUGAAUUUUAAUACUAGAACAUCACCAAGAGCCAUUGUUGAGGAAAGAUCAUCAGUAGAUAUGCUGUUCACAGGUCUGGUCAAAGGAAAUCUGCUUCCAUCAGCUCUGGUCUGGGUGACAUCACGACCAGCAGCAGCCAAUCAGAUUCCUCCUCAGUAUGUGGGUUUGUUCACAGAGGUGCGAGGAUUCACUGACAGACAGAAGGAAGAGUACUUCAGAAAGACAAUCACAAAUAAGAGUCUGGCUGAAAGAAUCAUCUCACACAUUAAGACAUCUCGUAGUCUCUACAUCAUGUGCCACAUCCCUGUGUUCUGCUGGAUCACAGCCACAGUACUUCAGGACAUUCUCAUCAAGAACAGUACAGAGAACAUCAGCACAACACUCACUGAAAUGUACAUCCACUUCCUGCUGAUACAGAUGAACACCAAGAGCCAGAAAUAUGAUGAACAAGAAGAAAGAGAAUCUACAAAGAACUUAGGUUCAAAUAGAGAAGUGAUUAGAAAAUUAGCCAAACUAGCGUUUGAACAGCUGAAGGAGGAAAACAUUGUGUUUUAUGAGAAAGAUCUGACAGCAUGUGGUAUUAUUGUGAGUAAAGACACUGAGUUCACAGGAAUGAUCGCUGAGAUCUUUAGGAAGGAAAAUGUACUUCAUUACAAGAAAGUCUUCUCCUUUGUGCAUCUGAGUGUUCAAGAGUUCCUCGCUGCAGUGCAUGUGUUCAUCUGUUACCUGGAGAAGAACAUGCAGGAGCUCCAGUUUUUCUUUGAUAAGCCCAAGAAAAAUAUCACAUUGCAGAAGCUUCGGUUUUUCUUUGAUAAGCCCAAGGAAAAUGUCACAUUGCAAGAGCUAAUGCAGAAGGCUGUUGAUAAAGCCAUGAAGAGUCGGAGAGGACAUCUGGACUUGUUCCUGCGGUUUCUGAUGGGUAUUACACUGGAAUCCAGUCAAAACCUGCUCCAAGGUCUGAUCACACACACUGAAGACCCCACAGAGAGCAUCACACAAACAACUCAAUACAUUAAACAAGUGCAAAACAAAAAUAUCUCAGAUGAAGCUUCAGUCAACCUGUUCUACUGCUUACUUGAGCUCAAAGAUCAUUCAUUGUAUGAUGAAAUCCAGAAAUACCUCAGUUCAGAUGCACAUCCAGGAAGAGACCUCUCAUCUUCAAUGUGUUCAGUGCUGACCUAUAUACUGCUGAUGUCAGAGAAGGAGCUGGAUGAGUUCAACCCAAGGAGGUUCACAUCAUCACAAGAAAACUACAAGAGACUCAUUCCAGCUAUGAGAUGCUGCAGAAAAGCCCUGUGA
This is a messenger RNA of Carassius gibelio (silver crucian carp), 2057 nucleotides long. RefSeq names its product NLR family CARD domain-containing protein 3-like. The transcript has 4 exons. The coding region runs from base 18 to 2057 and encodes 679 amino acids. The record is from RefSeq and is a predicted model, not a curated record. Lineage: Eukaryota; Metazoa; Chordata; Actinopteri; Cypriniformes; Cyprinidae.